Kazachstania africana CBS 2517 is the source of this 702-nucleotide messenger RNA. It is a transcript of the gene RRP17, whose product is annotated as rRNA-processing protein RRP17. Gene Ontology annotation, cellular component: nucleolus. Gene Ontology annotation, molecular function: RNA binding. Lineage: Eukaryota; Fungi; Ascomycota; Saccharomycetes; Saccharomycetales; Saccharomycetaceae. The transcript has a single exon. The coding region runs from base 1 to 702 and encodes 233 amino acids. The record is from RefSeq and is a predicted model, not a curated record.
AUGGUUGUUAGGUCGAAUAGACAGAUUCUUACGAGGGGUAAGAACUACGCUACGAAGCAAUCGAAAAAGUUCGGUGCUGAAGAAGUCACUUUCAAUGAUGAUUCAAGAUUAGAUUAUUUGACUGGUUUCCAUAAGCGUAAGGUAGAGAGGCGAAAGAAGGCACAGGAGUUCAAUAAGGAGCAAGAUAGACUGGCAAGGAUUGAGGAACGGAAAAGAGUUCGUGAUGAGAGAAAACAGCAAAUGGAGGAACAGUUACAGAAAUUCAAGGAAAGUCUAGAUAUUGAGCAAGAUGUCCUUGAUGCACAAAAUGACAACUCAGAUGCUGAAGGCACUAAAUCAGAUGAUUCCUGGUCAGGGUUCCCUGAUGAGAAAGAGACCACUGAGGAUGGUGUUAAACCAAUUUUAAAGACAAAGGAGGUUUAUUCAGAUGAAACCACUGUAGAAUUUGAAUCAUUGGAACCAAAUGAAAAUUUUGAAUACCUAGCUAAAUUAAAUAACGUGAAAUUGGAAAAGGCCCAGGCAGUUCUCUCUGAAAGUAUAACGAGAGCUAAUAAAUAUGCUAAAUUUCUUGGUAUGGAGGAUGAGAAGGAAAAUAAGAAGAAGAAGAAGGGUAAGAAAUUCAGAUAUUUGACCAAGAAUGAAAGAAAAGAAAAUCAAAAGAAAGCAUUCAAAAACAAGCAUAGAAAUAGUAAAUACAAAUAG